AUGAUUUCCAAGACCGCCCUCGCCGCUUUGGCUGGCUAUCUCCUAGCCGCCUCAGCCAGCCCUGUCAACAGCCCCGGUGCUGAGAAGCGACAGUCGCCGCUUCCUGAUCUCCUGGUUGUUCCCGGCCUUGCAAAGGUUGGAGAGCUCCUCGGUGGUCCCAAGGCCUCUCCCCGUGACCUUCCCGUUCCGGGUCUCAAAGGACUCCCGAUCCCCGACCUCCCGGUCGUCGGCGGCGCUGGCCUUCCUCUUGGUGGCGGUGGUCUUCCUCUCGCCGGUCCCAGCCCUCUCGGUGGCGGUGCCAGCCCUCUCGGUGGUGUCAACCCUGUCGGUGGUGCCAACCCUCUGGGCAGCGUCCUUCCCAAGCGCCAGAUCAGCCUGCCUCCUCUGAUCCCCGCCAUCCCCGGUGUCACGGAGCCCCUGGCCGACAAUGCCAUUCCUCUGCCGGUUCUGCAGCUUCCGACUCCUCCCCUUGAUAGCCCGCCUUUCACUGGCUCCAACAUCAAGCCCAAGAAGAUCGGUUACUUCUGGACCGGUGCGGGUGACAACAAGCACAAGGAUUUCCUCAUCACCAUGAGUCUUGAUGAUGAUACCUUUGGUGAGAUCAUCACCCUCACUGAUGUUCCUAGCAGUGGCAACUCCCCUCACCACCUGGGUCCCUCUGCCGACGGCAAGACCCUCAUCGGUGGCGGUCUCCUCAGUCUCCUCAAGACGCAGGACACUGCUUUCUACUUUGAUGUGUCGGAUCCCUACAACCCCAAGUUCUCGCACAGCAACCGCGCUCUGCUGAGCUCGAUUGUCGACGAGAUCCGCGCCAAGCCCGAGGGUGGCUUCUUCAUCACUUACAUGGGUAGCGCCGUCGGCACCUCGCCCGGCCGCCUCGUCGAGACGGACGCCGCUGGUAACAUCAUCCACGAGUGGCCCGAAGAUGUUCAGGGCACCCUCAACAUUCUCGGCGAGCAGUUCAACCCCCACGGCCUCAGCAUCGACUUUGAGAAGAAGAUCAUCCUGACUUCGGACUUUGUUGUGCCUCUCAGCAUUCUCAAGCCCACUCUCGGCAUCCAGAAGGCUUCGACUCUCAGGCUCUGGAACCUCGAGGACAGGACCAUCAUCUCGACCAUCACCAUCCCCAACGGCGCCGGUAUUCAGGACGUCAAGUUCAUCCCCGGCAACGAGGAGAGCGCCGCCAUUGCCACCGCCGUCGGCCCUGGUGAGGUCUGGAUCAUCUACCCCUUCCGCAAGGACGCCAACGGCAACCAGGGUGUCGCCGAGCUUCUCUACUCUCUCGGCCCCAAGGCUGUCGACUCUCUCGCCAUCUACUCUGACAUUUCUGACGACGGCCGCUUCGCCUACUUCACCAUCACUCUUGGCAACCACGUCGCUGCUCUUGACAUUUCUGACCUCACCAACGUCAAGCGCCUUGAUGACCCCGAGGAGACCCAGCCCAUCAUCGGCCCCCACUAUGUCAAGAUCAGCCCCGACAAGAAGAACCUGCUCGUCACUGGCUACUUCGUCCAGGGCGGCGACAUCUCCAUCGUCAACACCCCCGGUGACUACAAGGCUCACUGGAUCGACAUCAACUACGAUGGCAGCCUCAGCUUCAACCGCACCGUCGACUUUGAGAGCAUCUUCACCCGCGACCGUGGUGGUGCCCGCCCUCACUCGUCGGUCAUCUACGAUCUCACUGACCCCGAGAACCCCAAGUACUACUAA
Molecule: messenger RNA, 1710 nt
Organism: Verticillium dahliae VdLs.17
Lineage: Eukaryota; Fungi; Ascomycota; Sordariomycetes; Glomerellales; Plectosphaerellaceae
Exons: 3
Coding region: 1-1710 (569 amino acids)
Molecular function (GO): protein binding
Source: RefSeq, a predicted model, not a curated record